AUGCCUCUUUUCUUAGGUUGGAGAUGUAGUAGGGCUUUGUUGAAGUUGAACACCACCACCACCGCCGCCACUGCUACUGCCACUGCUACUGCAACCUCCCUCCUAAAUCUAAUCCGGCACAACAGUUCCUUCCCCAGCAGCCAGCAUCAUCAUCAUCAUGAGCCAGCCAUGUCCUUGAUGCGUUUCAGAAGCUCUUGCCGAUCUUUGCACCUUCGUGAACUAUGCACAUCCACAUCCACAUCCGAUCACACCCACCUCCUCAUUUCGGCUUUUAACACAGAGACAUCUAACCAACACUUCUUCUCCAUUCCAAUAUUCCACCCACCAAAACUCUCUCUUGGCUCCCUCACUCCACUUUUCACACUCCCUUCCCAUCCCUUCGGUCUCACCUCUUCUCAAUAUCUCAACCCUUUUUUUCUCCUUCACCACGCUGAUUAUCCCCAUUAUGAUCACACUCCUAUUCUCACCUAUAACCCCACCACCCAACAAACUCUCACUCUUCCCCUUGAUCCCCCACUCCCUGCUGCAACCACAACUACUUGGAAUGUUAGGACCCAUUUUGGCUUCGACCCUUCGACCAAACACCACAAAGUCCUUCGUGUUAAAUGGACUGAACCUAUUCCACGGUCGAUCCCUAAAGUUAUUAAUAUGGUGUUCACGGUUUUGACACUGGACAGCAACGGUUCAGGUUCGGGGUCUUGGAGAAGGAUAAACCCUGUGCUGCCUUUUGAUCCAAAAAAGUAUGUUAAUGGUGGGGAAAGUGUUUGUGUCAAUGGUGCAAUACAUUGGUUAACCAGAUAUGGAGAUUCCAUUGUGGCUUUUGAUCUUAAAGAUGAGAAAUUUAGACUAAUUCCACUUCCCCGUGACUAUAAAGAUUUGAACUUUGACUCGUUCCGUUUCCAAUUUGAACGGCUAUUUGAGCUUGACGGGUGCUUGGCUUUGAUCUCUGACAACGCUACCCAGCAUCAUUUCACAUUGGAGCUGUGGAUUCUAAAGGAUUACAACAAUCAUGUGUGGGUUAAGGAGAGUAUAUGCUUUCCAUUUAGAUGGAGGAAGCAUGGUCAACCCAUUCCCAUUGGGACCAUCCCUACGGGCGAGAUAUUGCUAAAGCCGCUCUCCUUGGAUGAGAGUGCUACUGCGUGGGUGCUAUUCUAUGAUAUGGGGGGACAAAGUUUCAAGAAAAUUGAUAUCACCGGCUUGCCUGAAUGGGUUUAUUCGAGUGGUACUCGAAUUAUCAGAACCAUUUCUGUUUAUGGGGGCUAA
Messenger RNA from Quercus lobata, 1263 nucleotides. RefSeq names its product F-box protein At2g40925-like. Bases 1 to 1263 code for a protein of 420 amino acids. The transcript has a single exon. Lineage: Eukaryota; Viridiplantae; Streptophyta; Magnoliopsida; Fagales; Fagaceae. The record is from RefSeq and is a predicted model, not a curated record.